CCUCGUACAGCUCUAGGCUCCUCCUUCUCUCCUACCUCUAUGAGUACCUACAGUCUGAGCUCCCUCAACAUGAGCACCCUGCCCAGGAACAUGUACCCCACCAGCCCCAGAGGAACCAUGAUCAGGAGGAAACUCAAGAAGAAGGACUUCAAGAGCUCACUGUCUCUGGCUAGCAGUACCCUGGGUCUAGCAGGUCAGGUUGUUCACACUGAGACGACUGAGGUGAUUCUGGUCAGUGACUCUCUCAUGGGGUUUGGCAUCCAGCUACAGGGGGGGGUGUUUGCCACAGAGACCCUGUCCUCACCCCCGCUCAUCGGCUAUUUGGAUCCAGACAGUCCUGCAGAGAGGUGUGGGAUUGUGCAGAUAGGUGACCGUAUCCUGUCUAUAAACGGGAUCCCUACAGAGGACAGCACCUUGGAAGAGACCAAUCAGCUACUGAGAGACUCCAGCAUCACCAGCAAGGUCUCGCUGGAGAUAGAGUUUGACGUGGCAGAGUCAGUCAUCCCUAGCAGUGGCACCUUCCAUGUGAAGCUACCAAAGAAGCCUGGGGUGGAGCUGGGGAUCACUAUCAGCUCUCCAUCCAGUAGGAAACCUGGGGACGCUCUCAUCAUCUCCGACAUCAAGAAGGGCAGCGUGGCUCACAGGACUGGGACUCUGGAGCUGGGGGACAAGCUGCUGGCCAUCGAUAACAUCCGGCUGGACAACUGCUCCAUGGAAGACGCUGUUCAGAUUCUCCAGCAGUGUGAAGAACUGGUCAAGCUCAAGAUCCGCAAGGACGAGGACAACUCAGACGAACAGGAGCUGUCUGGAUCCAUCAUCUACACGGUGGAGCUGAAGAGAUAUGGAGGCCCGCUGGGGAUCACCAUCUCAGGCACAGAGGAGCCCUUUGACCCCAUCGUCAUCUCCAGCCUCACCAAGGGAGGACUGGUAGAGAGAGGAGCGAUCCACAUCGGGGACAGGAUCCUAUUGAGGGGAAGGAUCCUUGCCAUCAACUGUAACAGUCUGAAGGGUAAACCACACACACAGAAGCCAAUUCACCUGCUGCAGAUGGCUGGAGAGUCUGUCACACACAGAUCAGAAACAGAGGCCAAGGACUUGGCCAGUCCCAAGCAACCGUCGGUGUCUGGUCAACUCAGUGAUGUGAUGCUGAGUGAUGUGGAGGACGAGGCAGGGUUAGGCGGGCUGGGAAACCAGGCAGAGAGCCAGAAACUUGGGAAGCUCUCUGACCUCUACUCCACCACCAUCCCCUCUGUGGACUCAGCCGUGGAGUCCUGGGACGGCUCGGCCAUAGACACCACCUUCAACGCCCAGGGAGGACAGAUCAUCAUGUCGUCCAUCUAA
Messenger RNA from Oncorhynchus nerka (sockeye salmon), 1341 nucleotides. RefSeq names its product glutamate receptor-interacting protein 1-like. Gene Ontology annotation, molecular function: protein binding. The transcript is spliced from 11 exons. NCBI's taxonomy places the organism in Eukaryota, Metazoa, Chordata, Actinopteri, Salmoniformes, Salmonidae. Gene Ontology annotation, biological process: neurotransmitter receptor transport, endosome to postsynaptic membrane. The record is from RefSeq and is a predicted model, not a curated record. The annotation marks the transcript as partial.